Aspergillus welwitschiae is the source of this 373-nucleotide messenger RNA. RefSeq lists its product as uncharacterized. The transcript has a single exon. Bases 81 to 296 code for a protein of 71 amino acids. Lineage: Eukaryota; Fungi; Ascomycota; Eurotiomycetes; Eurotiales; Aspergillaceae. The record is from RefSeq and is a predicted model, not a curated record.
GCUUUCUGUCCACUCUAUGUCACAUCACGACUUGAUGCUAUUUUUGGUCUGCUUGCCUCUUCGCUCCGGUUUGCCAUUUUAUGCGAAUGUUCUUUUUUCCUUUCUGGUUGGGAAAGGCCGAUACCUUUACGAUUGAUACGACAUUCAUGACACUACGAAUGGCGAGAACUUUGCUUUUCAUUGUAAGGAUCUCAGAGGAAUCAGAAAUCUGGGUGGUAGUAUUAUUGUGCAUGCUCUAUGAUACCACUAGAACGCAUCGACCAUACACAGUGGACAGACAGUCUUGCCACGUUUAGCUAGCUUCUUGACCAACAUUCUACUUGCUUCUCACCCAAUUCGUAUAUUCGUUUCUUAUAAUAGGGUCAUCACGGUC